ACCCCCAGUCCAAAUGACGCCUUUGAGGCACGCUCGAAGAUCAUGCAUGGUACAUAUCACUUCUGCGGUGUCCCCGGCGGCGCAUGCGCCAAGGACGAUAACAUUAUGCGUAAGUCGUCUUCCCUCUUCCCAACCACCUCUAGACUAACACUGGCACUCUCAGCAACCACCACGUCCGCAAUCCCAACCUUCUUCCUUACAAAGCGCCACGAAGAGCACAACGCCACCGCUGCUCGCUGGUCCAACGACACCGAGCUCGAUUUCAACUCCACCUCUCGUCCAGGCGGCCAGCCACCAACCGGCGCUGCUGCAGAGAGCAAGGGCCAACGUGUUGACAGUAACAAGGAGAAAGUCUGGCUCAUCGCCAUCCUGACUGCUGGUGUCGUUGCCUUUGCGCAGAUUAAGCGUCGCGCAUAAACCAUGAAAAUCCUUGCAUACCAAGAAAACCCGGCAUGGAUUGGAAAGACGCGGAAGCGAUCGAGUACGAUUUUCAAUUUCAAGGGAAGUACUAAUGCUUUGCUUUUUUUCUUCUUCAUCUGCUGUGCGGAUCGGUGGGGUUCGGCGUCGGGACUUUCAAGGAAGGCUUCGGCGCAUGGAGUUCCGGCUGAGGUUCAUAUGGCGAUUGACAACAGGAUUGAGAAUUGAACGAGAAGCCAGAGGGAUUCAAUUCAGAUAAGCAUCAGAAAAAAGGAGUUUCAAGAACAGUCCGGUUUCAUUU
This is a messenger RNA of Pseudocercospora fijiensis CIRAD86, 718 nucleotides long. RefSeq lists its product as uncharacterized. Bases 43 to 417 code for a protein of 124 amino acids. The transcript has 2 exons. Lineage: Eukaryota; Fungi; Ascomycota; Dothideomycetes; Mycosphaerellales; Mycosphaerellaceae. The record is from RefSeq and is a predicted model, not a curated record.